AAUUAUCGACGAUGUAUAUCCCAAAGGGUCAGUGUAUCCCAUGAUUUUAAACUUCCAAAAUGGUUAUACGACUGACAACUUUGCUAACCAAGAAUGCAUUUUGGCCGAAAACUCCGUAACUAAUAAUAAGACCUUAGCCACCGAGAUAGAUGGCCUCGUAUAUGCUGGUGAUGAAGAAAACGAGGGCUUGGCUUGAAACGAGCCAUCUAGAACUCAGUCGUAAGUUCGGUUCGAAGAAGCAAAAACAACGUAUGGAACAAAGGGAGAAGUUAAAAGUAAAUAUUGAAACUGUUACCGAACAGAUGCAAAAUGUAACCCAAGAAGUGACAGAGGAAAACUUAGAUUUGUCUAUCAAUAAUAUUAACAAUGACGAUUUCUACAUACCUCCCAUUAACCGCACAGCUGAAAAAGCUGAGUUUGUCUAUGAAAUAGACAAAAUACUAUCUGAAGAACAAUAUGAAAAGAUACAUUCCGAGUUAGAGGGUAAAGACUACACAUCAGAUAUGAUCCCACUUAUAAAAUCGAUGAUAUCUAAGAAGACUUUAUCGCCAAAGCUUGUAGUAUUAGCAGUGUACGCCAAUUCAUUGCUAUAUCUUUACACAAUGAUGGUAAAAGAUAUUACAAAAAAGUCAUUUGUAGCCUGUUCAACGUCUGUGACAUUGAAUAAUAUAAUUUUAAGUAAUUUCCUGACAAUGUCACAUUCGAAACGAACAAGACCAGCUCCGUUUAAGGACAAGUCGUUAUGCCAUGCAAUAGUAUUUUUAUUGUUAAUUAACAAUUUAAAAUUAGAGUUGGAAAGUUUAUGCGAGGCUCUAAAAUUGACACCGAACACGGCGACACUUAAGGUUCGUGUUACUGGAGCCUCGGUUAUUACAUCGGGUAAUAAAAAAAUAGUUCAAUUGAAAUUACCUCUAAAUAAAACAGGAUUCAGGAGAAGGAGUACAAAAUUUUAAAUAAAUGAUUGUAUU
Molecule: messenger RNA, 968 nt
Organism: Vanessa atalanta (red admiral)
Lineage: Eukaryota; Metazoa; Arthropoda; Insecta; Lepidoptera; Nymphalidae
Exons: 2
Coding region: 150-953 (267 amino acids)
Biological process (GO): RNA polymerase I preinitiation complex assembly; nucleolar large rRNA transcription by RNA polymerase I; transcription elongation by RNA polymerase I
Cellular component (GO): RNA polymerase I complex
Molecular function (GO): DNA binding
Source: RefSeq, a predicted model, not a curated record